UCUCUCUCGCUCUCUCUCUCUCUCUCUCUCUCUCUUUUCAAUCAUUUCUCUGCUCCGUUUCUUCACUUUUGCAGAGCUAUCCAAGAAAUUAGGGUUUUCAAUCCUGCUCCCACUGACGUUGAAGAUCGCUUUCCGAGAUUUUUUGUGGGGGUAUUAAUUUCAAGUGCUUUGUCAAUUACCAAGCAGCAAAUUAAGCUAAUGAAGUCGGGAUCUUCCUCUUUAAAUCCGUAUGCGGCAUCAUAUGUACCACUUUCUAAAAGAGUAGCGGAUCAUAGAGGCGGUGCUUUUGAAGGAACGUUGGGAGACUUUAAGACCCCCAAUGUGACUGUCUUCUCUGAACCUCUUGUGCAAUUUGAUCAAGGUCAGGACAGAGGGAGAGCAGCUAUCCACCCAAAUUUCCAUGAGACUACAAAUCUUCCAGCCGUAGAGUCUUUCUCUUCAAAGAGCCACUCUGCGCAUGGUUCAACUUCAAGGCAACCAAUUAAUUUUCCAGACAAGCAGGUGCCUGAUGAGGAAUUGGAAAUGGACCUAGAGUAUCUUCAGAUGCAAUUUCCUGGACUAUCUGAUCAAUCCAUUGCUGACGUCUAUCUGGCAAAUAAGGGAGAUCUAGAUGCAACUAUUGACAUGCUGAGCCAGCUUGAGUUCAACCCUGAUGACUUUCCUGAAAAUCUACCAGAAACUCUUGACAUUGGUGAUGUCGCAGUACCUAGUUCUGUUGCGGAGUCUGGAUAUGUGAAAUUGAAGAGUGUGAAGAGUGAGGCAACUGCUUCAUCAUCUGGCUGAUCUGAACCAACCUACUACUCUACAUGAUUGAGUCGGAAAAAUUAACUGUGCUUUCUCCCCUUCUACAUAUUUGUUGUUCUAGAAGGGGUCAACCCUAAAGCAGGGUAAGGUGCAGCAUUGUAUAGUUGUCGACGGUCUGUUCAUAGGCAAUGUUCUCCAUGCUCACCGCAUUUGUUUGUUUCGAGUUUCAAGAGCCAUCGUUGCUCGGAUCUGCAAAAUCUUUAGCUCUUUAAAACCGAAUUGGUGUUUGCAAUGACGAUUAUGAGUUUGUGAUCAGAUUCUGAAAGUGACGCGCAAGUCGUCUAGAGAGAGCUGCUGGUUUUUGUA
This is a messenger RNA of Rhodamnia argentea, 1110 nucleotides long. RefSeq names its product polyadenylate-binding protein-interacting protein 5-like. NCBI's taxonomy places the organism in Eukaryota, Viridiplantae, Streptophyta, Magnoliopsida, Myrtales, Myrtaceae. The coding region runs from base 199 to 783 and encodes 194 amino acids. The record is from RefSeq and is a predicted model, not a curated record. Gene Ontology annotation, molecular function: ubiquitin binding. The transcript has 3 exons.